Messenger RNA from Heterostelium album PN500, 618 nucleotides. RefSeq lists its product as uncharacterized. The record is from RefSeq and is a predicted model, not a curated record. NCBI's taxonomy places the organism in Eukaryota, Evosea, Eumycetozoa, Acytosteliales, Acytosteliaceae. The coding region runs from base 1 to 618 and encodes 205 amino acids. The transcript has 3 exons.
AUGAGUGUUUUAUUUAAUCUAGUGGUAUGCUAUGCCAAGAAAGCAUGUUGUGAGGUCGAUCCACAACCAACAAACUACCUAAAAGGUGUCUUUACAAUUGGAAAAAUAGUUCAAGGAGGUGACGGAGACAGUAGUCUAUUCUUUCCACAUUUCCUAUUUUCGAAUGGAUCCAAUCCAUUUUAUGGUGUAAGUCCAAUAUGUUCAUAUGGUAAUUUACAAAACUAUUCAUUUCCAUCGAAAGACGGAUUUCUCUAUGAUUACUCUUGCCAGAUAAACGAACCAAAUACAAUGUCGACGAUGUUCAAUAAAUCGAUUGUUAUUAUCCCCAAUUUGUCUUGUCCACAGUGUAAUUGUACCAUAGAAAAACCACCGAACGGACAGAAUCUUCAGUCGGUAUCGCUCGUUGUCAAUACCAAGAGACUAACCACUGGAAAUACCAUCUAUCAGUAUCUCUUCACAGGCUGUUCCGUAACUGCAAAGUACUCACCGGCUCCGUAUGAGGAAACCGCUUCUUUCGGUCAAUUCUUAACAAUGUCACUCGGACGAAUGAGAAUUAAACCUUCGACAUUAUUGUUAUCAUCACAAGUUUUAUUAUCUGCAUUCUUUAUAUUAAUGUAA